UAUCGCCUUUUUGAGCAUCAUGGCUGCGAACGUUCUCGCCUCGAUGCUCGACGAAUUAAUGGGAAGGGAUAGAAAUCUAGCCCCUUCAGAUAGAAAAAAUGAUAUACGAUGGGACGAUGCAGAAGUUUGUAAAUAUUAUCUGUGUGGUUUUUGUCCACAUGAACUGUUUGUUAACACAAGAGCAGACUUAGGUCCAUGUGAAAAACUCCAUGAUGAUCAUCUCAAAAAAGAAUAUACAAAGAGUGCAAGAUUUGGUAAAGUUGGUUAUGAAGAAGAUUUUCACCGUUAUUUACAAAGUUUGGUGUCAGAUUGUGAAAGAAGAAUAAAGCGAGGCCAUCAGCGUCUUGCUCUGAGUAAUCAACAGGGCAGUUUGAGUAACAAUAUGAAUAUGAUGAAAGAUGAGAAAAUUAAUAUAUUGACAGAAAAAAUCAAUGAUUUAGUUCAGCAGGCAGAAGAACUAGGUUGUGAGGGAAAGGUUGAGGAAGCUCAAGGAGUGAUGAAACUUUGUGAGCAACUUCGAGAUGAGAGAAGGCAGUUAGAGGAGAGUAAGUUAGCCAAUGCAUCAAAUGAACCCGAGAAGACAAUGGAAGUUUGUACCGUAUGUGGGGCAUUGUUAGUGGUAGGAGAUGUACAACAGAGAAUUGAUGAACAUUUAAUGGGAAAACAGCAUGCAGGUUAUGCUAGAAUCAGAUCUUAUGUGGAGGAUUGGAAAAAGAAAAAAGUUAUGGAAGAUGAAGAAAGAGAGUCUAGAUUGGCAAAGGAAAGGGAAGAAAGAGAAAAAGAACGAGAAAAGGAAAGAGAAGAUCGUAAGAAACGAGAUCAAGAAAGGGAAAAAGAAAAAGAAAAGGAAAGAGAAAAACAAAAAGAGAAAGAAAAGGAAAGACAAAGGGAUAAAGAUAGGGACAGAGAUAGAAAGAGGAGAUCAGAAAGUAAAGAUAGACACAGGCGUAGAAAAAGUAGGAGCAGAAGUCGACAUCGUCACAAGUCAAGAAGCAGAUCACGUGACCGAUCUCAUCACCACCGACGUCGAAGGACUAGAUCAAGGUCAAGGGACAAGGACUCGUCCAGAAGAAGAGACAGAGAUAGGAGAAGUAGAGACGUAAGAAGUCGAGACAAAAGUCGUGAUAAAGAUAGAAGAAGUCGGGAUAGAAGUCGAGACAAGAGAAGUAGAGAUAGAAGCAGGGAUAAAGAUAGGAAAGACAGAGACAGAAGAAGUAGGGAUCAUAGAAGUAGAGAUAAAGAUCAUAAGAGUAGAGAAAGAAGUAGGGACAAAGAUCAUAAAAGCAGAGAUAGAAGUAGAGACAAGGAUCGUAAAAGUAGAGAAAGAAGUAGAGACAAAGAUCGUAAGAGUAGAGAUAGAAGUAGAGACAAAGAUCGCAAGAGUAGAGAAAGGAGUAGUGAAAAGGAUCGUAAGAGCAGAGAGAGAAGCAGGGACAAUGAGCAAAAAAAUGGAGAAAAAGAAAAGAGCAUAGAGAAAGAAGACAAAUCUGAAGAAGAGUCAGAGAGAAAGAAAAGUGAAGAAAGAUCAGAAAUAAAGCCACCAGAAAACAACGAAAAUCCUGAAAACAUUGAAGAACCCAUGCAAUGAGGAAAGGUGACAUAAAAUAUGAUCCAAAAUGAGGUAAGUGAUUUGUUGCCCAAGGGAGAUUACUCCAGAUUUACAAGGUGAGUGGAUCACUGGAGGGGUCUGUAUGUUAUAUAAAGAUGUGGUCUUUCCAAUAUAAAGUUAAGGAUCAAAUACAGGAUAGAUUUAUAAGUUUUAAUAAGAUUAAGUGGCAGACUGAUUUUCAGUAAUAACAGAGACAUUGCUGUUAAAUACAUGAAGCACAAAAGAACAAAAGCAAUUUUUGAAUAAUUUUAAGCAUAUCAACCAAUACUUUUCCCUGCAUGUGUCAUAGCAUUGAUAGUUUAAGAAGAGUAUGGUCUAAAUCUGAAAAUGAAAAAAUCAUCUGAGUGGUAUCAGACUAGCUUUGUUUUUAUAUCCUUAAAAUUCCCAACAUUCCUACCUGAUACUCUGAUAUUGGCAGCAAUAGUGAGGUUAGUUCAAUCUUUUUUUGGACCAGUAAAUUUCACCUUCAGUAAAGAUAAAGAAAACAAAGGUAUGUUUCUCAGAACCUUGGAUAGUUGGAGGUAAGUGGCGCCAUUCAUUUGAAGUAGGAAUUUGUCCAUUUUGGGAAGCCAACUCCCUUUGGGUCAGAAAACAGAUUUGAUGCUGAAUGUAGAGGUAAGACUGAAAUCAAAACAGAAGAUGUUGGGUGGUGUGACCUUGCUCACUAGAGGUGAGUGGCAACUUUUGUUGUUACUAUGACGAACUCAACAUAAAAUAAAUAUUGAGCGUUUAUUUGAUUUCAGUAGAGUGUGUACCAUUUUGAACAGUGUAUAUUGAAUGUUAACAUCAUAAAAAAAAUGUUUAUUUACGAGGUAAGAUUUAAUUUCUCUGAGUGUAAAUGGUGCAGUUUAUGUUUGCAAUGCCAAUGUUCAUGUUUUUUCUACAUAAAAAAAGGAUAUUUAAUAAGAUUUAUAGACAAAAAUAACUAAACAUACACUUUACAGUUAUUUAAACAUUAUUUAAACAAUAGAUGAGGCUUCAAACAUUUACAAGUACAAUAUAAGCAACAUAUUGUUUUCUAGAGUAAAACAAAAUCUGUGACUAACAGACUGUUGUAAAUUGGAUUAUAUUACAAUUAUUAUCCUCUGAGAAAUUAUAUGAUUUUUGUCCUUCUAUUGUGUGAAAAAAAGGAUUAUUUUAUCUCAUCGAUUGAAAGACCAUACUAAUGAUUUAAGGGAGAUAAGCAUCUGAAGAGGUCACUUCUGUUAGAUCUUAUAUUAGAAAAUUAGAUGAUAUUUCAGUAAAAAUAAAAUCAUGAAUAUGAAGUAUAUGUUAGCGAGACAGCACCCCAAUAAUACACACAAACAAAUAUGUGUUGUGUUGGUAAAUUUGAUCAAAUAUAUACUAUUAUAGUGGCCAAGUUCUUUUGGGUUUAAAGCUAUUAACCUUACCAUGAUAUAUUUCCCUUUCAAAGCCUCCUCUAUUGCUUGAAGAUUGUUAGAAAAAAGCCAUGACUUUAAUAACAGGAAAAUGAUUAAAACAAAAAUCAGUAUUGUAUGCUUGUUGUGAUUUCAUAUACAGUACUGCUUUCAAUUUUCCUUAAAUCUCUCUUCCUUGAGACUACAGCUUGAUGUGUAGUCCUUAUAAGGUAUGAUCUGUUGUCAUUCAAAUUAAUGGUGCUCUAGCUCUAGGAAUUUUAUUUGAUACAUUAAAAAGUAUAAUAACAAAAAUACCAAACUCCAAGGAAAAUUCAAAUCCAAGUUACAGACAUUACUUAUGAACAAGUUAUUUAAGUUACUUUGAAGCCAAACUUCUCAUUUUAUAUAAUUAAAUUUAUUAAAAUCCAGCUAAUGUUUUCACAAAUGUCUUCAAAUUCAAUCUUAAGGAAAAACCUCAAUAUGAGAUUUUUAUUUUGCAAUAGAGGUAGAUUACUAUUGUUUGUGUAUAUUGCUUCUUCAAGGCUAAAUUUAAUCUGAUUCGAAAAAUAACCAAUUCUUGAUUUGUAUUUUUAAUUUGGAUGCUACACAUUUUUUAAAUGUUUAAAAAAAGUUAUUGAAAAAUAAUCAUAAACAAAAUUCGGGUCAAAUUGAUGGAUGAUUUUUAGCCACCAAAUUCGGUCUUGAUAAGCAAUUUUUUUUAAGAAUGGGUUACGUUUUUGAUUGGCUUGAAAAAUUAAAGAGCUACAGUAAAUGGACAAAUGGUAUAACUUUUCAAAAAAUUAUCAAUUAUCUUAUACAAAUCUGGAAGAUAUAAGUAAGUUAUUGAAAACUUAAAUUUGAAAAAAAAAAAAUUAAAACGAUAUCAGAAACUUACAAAUAGUACUGAGUUCAAUUGUGAAAUUGUCAAAACCAAAUGUUAAUUUUGAGAAUAUUGAUUGAUUUUUGUGAAAUAAUGAUGAAAAUAUUGGAAGGGAAUACCUUUUGUAUACAUACUGUACUUCUAAAAUAGACCAAUAUGCAAUACAAGAAACAGAAAUUUACUCUAAGAAUUGAUAUCUGCAAUAAGAACAAGUUAAAUAAGGUUGAGAAAUUUGAUUGGAGCAGAUACGUACCAUCAUUUAUCAUUCCGUGUUCUUUUUGAAUAUUUGGUUGUUGUUGAAUAGAAAGAUUUAUCGGAUAAAAUCUUGAAUGAAAUGAGAAACCUACAAAAUACUCAAACAGCAUGUUAGAGAGAAGUGUGUGAUUUUAUAAAUAUGAACUGUUUACUACAUGUUAUGUGAAUGGUUUUCUUUAUCCCACUGAAUGAUUGAACAAGCUUUCUAGAAAGCAGAACUGGACAGGAGAAAAGCCGUCAACCAUUAUGGAUGAUAAAGGGAACAUUGUAAUAGAGGUAUACUAAAAAAAAUCCCACCUUAUUACAAAGGUUACACUAAAUAACUCUCAGGAAGUACCUUCAAAAUUCUUAUAGGGAAGUUUUUCUUUCUUUUAAAAAACGGUAUACAAAUACAAUGGCUAGAUUUUUAAAAUAGAACAAAAAAGAAGUUUUAGAAAACCAACAACAUCUUGAAAAUAAUGUGAGAUCUUAACGAUGAGCAAAAACUUACAUCUGCAAGUAAAAGUGACUGCUUUGAUAUUUUACAAUUAAUCAUCAGUUGAAAUACACAAACUAGAAUACUUUUUCAACAAUUUUAAAAUACAUUAUUUCUGAAACAGAGUUAUUUUUCAAUACAAUAUUUCUGGAACUGGGUUAUUUUAAAGUACACAGAUAAGCAUUUAAUAGAAAAGUUCUGAAUUAUAAUUGUUUCUUCCACCCCUUUUCUUCUUAUUUUCAAAUCUGUUGAUGUUUAAGGAAGAUUGUUAUAAAACAAAACCAAUAGAUGCCAUAGAAUACAUUUAAGUUUAUUGAAAAUUCAUCAAAAAUCCAUUCAAAUUGUUUAAAAUAUGUGAAUUAUAAGUUUAAACAAAUCAAUAAACACUUUUAACACAGUACAACAUUUUUUCCCUUAGUGGCAGGUAUAGCGGGCCUUCCAACUGUUAAUUCUAGCACCACUGAUGAGACUCCUAUAAGUAUACUGUAUACUAAUCUGAUUGAUUGAAAUUUAAAAUGUUCUAGUUUCAAAUUCAGUUACUUUAAUGCAUAUUUGUAGAGAAAGUUUAAAGUUUCCUUUUAUCUUCGUCAUAUAAGACAUUAAAACUAGCACAGCAAAUGUAGGUUAAAUUUUUUAUAAGUACCAUGUAAGGUAUUUCCUGAGAUUUUUUAUGAAAUUUAUUAUAUAGAACCUAUUCACUUUGAAAAGUUUCAGACAAGAAAUUAAUAAAACUGUAAUUAAAUUUCAAUUAUGAUUAUUUGAUGCAAAUUUUGAAACGGAGGAACAUUUUCUUUAGGAAUUUAAUACCCGGAGUUUAUUUUGCGGCAAAUAUUUAUACAGACCCCGUCUUAAACUUUUCAAAUAAUAGUGUCAAAUUUAGAUUAAUUAAAAUCCACAAGGUGCCAUCUGGUAUGUAACUUUUUUAUGCAUAGGUGUACAAUUAAAACCUACUACUGGUUGAUCUGAUGAUUGUAUGUUUUUUGAUAAAACAAUUUUUUUUUUAAAGAUUUUAUUUCAUCUUUCACAUCCAGGUAUGGUUCCAGAAAUUAAGAUUAAAACAAUUUUUGCUGAAAAUUUUUCUUUUUUUCCAACUACAACAAAAUACAGGUUUUAUACAGUCUAGGUUUAACUUUUGGAGGGAGCUGGGGCACAUCAGGAUUCCCCUUAAAUCUCUACUGACAUCACGUGAAUAUUGAUAUAGUAGUCAAACUCAAUAUUUGAAAUUUCACAAAAAGAAGAAAAUAACAUUGCAUCUUUUCAAUUUGCAUUUUAUCUCAUUUUUUGUCUCCAUGUAAUGAAAAUCUUGGAAGCGAGACAUGGGUGAGCUGUUUGUGGAAUCAAAGUGUCGACAAUUAACUGGUAGGUCACACAGGUGAGACAUAUCUCUGUGUUAACACUUUGUUUUUUACCCGCUUUGUUGAACAUUUUAGAAAAUGGCAUCUUGUGGAUUAAUUUGUUCUAUCUUAAAAACAAGGUUUUUGAAUUAAUAGCUUUGUAUUUCAGAUGAAAACAAUGUCUAUAAGAUAUCUUUGAUUAAAUAUUAACAUGUGUUUAACUUUUUUUUUCGUUUCAGUGAGGAAGCAAGUGCAGGAUGAGUGUUUAUUGCCAUUGUACAUACAGAUACAUUUCCAUUUUCUACUGACCACUCCAACAGAGAAAUUUUUUGUUGAACAUUAAUCUGUUAUUGAGUCAUUUGAUAUAUAUGUUGAUCCAAUUGCUUGAACAAUAAAAUUGUAUAAAGUUUUA
Mytilus californianus (California mussel) is the source of this 6323-nucleotide messenger RNA. Its product is annotated as luc7-like protein 3. NCBI's taxonomy places the organism in Eukaryota, Metazoa, Mollusca, Bivalvia, Mytilida, Mytilidae. The record is from RefSeq and is a predicted model, not a curated record. The transcript is spliced from 10 exons. Gene Ontology annotation, cellular component: U1 snRNP; U2-type prespliceosome. Gene Ontology annotation, molecular function: mRNA binding. Bases 20 to 1588 code for a protein of 522 amino acids. Gene Ontology annotation, biological process: mRNA splice site recognition.